UCUCAAUCUAAGUAGCAACCUCAAGUUAGAGUCAAGCCCCUCCUUUCUUCUCGAUUUCCAUCACUGAACCCACCAUCUCAUCUUACUAUCAUACACCUCCUCAUAAGCAGAUCCAGUAUUCACCCAACCAAAGCCAACCAUGAAGCUCCUACCCACCCUCGUUGCCAGUGCCCUAGUCCCUUACCACCUCUGUUCAGGCUGCCAACUGCAAUGCUGGCCUGAACUACUGUGCCUCUGUGCUGAAAAGCAUCGAUUUCAAGUACGUUUCAAAUGAUGAAUGCCGCCAUUGGGCAGAAAUAUGGAGAGUUCAAUGCAGAUCUUGUCCACCCGAUGCUCUACCUGUGGCAUUGCAAUGCCGAUGGAUCUGUCAGUAUUGUCAAGCGCUGUGAUUGGGACUGCGUGGAUGGAGGUGCUGGAAAUAGUGAUUACUGCCAAUGGCAGCAGUAGAUUUGUUAUAAAGUGAUGUGGUGUAUAUUUGUGGCAGGGGUUUUGAUUUGGUCGUUUGGGUUUGAGGUUGGGAUUAGCAUGUAUUGCUUGUGUUAUUU
Messenger RNA from Aspergillus neoniger CBS 115656, 545 nucleotides. RefSeq lists its product as uncharacterized. The record is from RefSeq and is a predicted model, not a curated record. NCBI's taxonomy places the organism in Eukaryota, Fungi, Ascomycota, Eurotiomycetes, Eurotiales, Aspergillaceae. Bases 271 to 447 code for a protein of 58 amino acids. The transcript has 2 exons.